AUGCGCGACUUUUCCAGUCUGUUCGGUGGUCAGUAUCAGACGAUUUUCGGCGGCGGGCCAAGCUGUGGCACCGGAAGCUUCGGGGGAAGCAGCGGAAGCAGCAGCGAUGGCUGCUCGGCCGGAAGCUCCGGAACACCGCAGCGCAGACGGUCCGAGAGCCUCGGGCCAUUUCGGCGCCGACUGCGGAGCGAGUUUUCCGUGCUCGACUACUUCUUCCACCAACCGAAGCAUGGCCGCCAUACGCGCUACCCAACUCGAACAUUUAUGCUUAUGGCCGCUGGCUUCAUGUUCAUCAUUUGCGGCGCACUGGUUCACAUUCUGGAUCCUUAUUUGCUUAUUUUUAAAUGGAAAUUAAUCUUCCAAGAGGGCUCGGAGAUAUUUAACCUUUGGCGCACACCGCCGGUGGAUCUCUACAUCAAGAUCUACCUCUUCAACGUGACCAACGCGGAAGACUUCCUGGCCGGUCGGGCCGAGAAGAUGCAGAUCGAGGAGGUGGGACCGUACGUGUACCGCGAGUUGAUGUCACACGACAACAUCACGUUCAACGAGAAUGGAACGCUGUCAACGCGCCCUCAUCAUCCGUUGAUCUUUCAGAAAGGCCUUUCGGGAAACCUGCGGGAGGACGACGUGUUCAUGAUGCCAAAUAUUGCGCUGCUGAGCAUAGCGCAAGUGGCCUCAAAACAGGGAUACUUAAUGCGGUGGCCCAUCAACUUGCUCAUACGACAGACCAGCAUCCAACCGCUCGAACGGCAGACGGCACGGGAGUUCAUGUACGGCUACCCGACCACACUGACCACGCUCGGUUACACGUUCCUUCCCAACUGGAUCUCGUUCGAUAAAGUGGGCCUCAUCGAUCGGAUGUACGACUUUGACGAUGACUUCGAGACCUUCUACACCGGCGAAAACGGGGCCAGCAUGUCCGGUUUGUACGACACCUACCUCGGCUCGCCGGAUCUAGCCCAGUGGAACGGCAAACACUGCAGCAACAUCCGGAACGCGUCCGAUGGCACGAAGUUCAAGAGCUUCGUAGAACCGGACGAUCAGCUGCUGUUCUUCCGGAAAAGCAUGUGCCGAGCACAAAUCCUUAUCCAAAACGGCACCGACCACGACGUGGAUGGUCUGAAGGCAACCAAAUUUGUCUUCGAAGAAAAUGCCCUCGACAACGGAGAGUUUGAUCCACGAAACAAAUGUUACUGUCGGGAGGGUAAGUGCUUGCCACGUGGUCUGAUCGAUGUGACGAGCUGCUACUACGGGUUUCCGAUUGCCCUUAGCUAUCCACACUUUCUGGACGCCGAUCCAAAGGUGCUUACGCACGUGAACGGUUCCCAACCGGACCCCAAGCUGCAUCGAAGCCAUUUCAUGAUAAAUCCCGUGUCCGGGCUUCCACUGCAGCUGUCGGUCAAGUUUCAGAUCAACAUGGUGCUAGGCGAUCUGAGCAGUAUGGCCCACUGCGAGAAGUUCUCCAACCUCGUCGUGCCGACGCUCUGGUUCGAAAUUACGAUGCCAGGACUGCCGAAGUCAUUGCUGACGAGGUUCAUCUUUUACCUGAAGAUACUGCCCUUCGGCGACCAGGUCGUGAAGCACAGCCUGCUCGCGUUCGGCGGCAUUUUGCUCCUCGUUGCCAUCACGAAGGUAUCCAUGACGCUCUCCUCGGCGUACUCGUCGGCGUACCGCAUUUCAAACGAGCUGCGCGAAAGCUUAUGGUAG
Anopheles coustani is the source of this 1707-nucleotide messenger RNA. Its product is annotated as scavenger receptor class B member 1. The record is from RefSeq and is a predicted model, not a curated record. Gene Ontology annotation, cellular component: membrane; cytoplasm. Bases 1 to 1707 code for a protein of 568 amino acids. Lineage: Eukaryota; Metazoa; Arthropoda; Insecta; Diptera; Culicidae. The transcript has 10 exons. Gene Ontology annotation, molecular function: scavenger receptor activity.